AUGUCCUCCACAUACCUCACUGUUCCUACUAUCGGCGUCGAGAUGCCCCUGUCUCCGCCUUGCAAGUCCGCUCGCCGCGCUCCCCAGCCCGUGCGCAUGGUCCUCGAGUCCACUGCCAAGGUUGCCCCGAAGGCCCUGGGUCAGCGUCUCCGCGUCGGUCUCCUGAAGCAAAAAGCCAGUGCCGAGCCCGAGGGCCUCUCGGACUGCUACACUGUCAAGCCAUUCGCUCCCGGACCGAUCGACGUGGCGUACAGUAGCAGCGCUGGAUGCCCGUUGAUCCCGCUGGCCGUCGCCCAGCAGCGGUACGAUAUCUCUCAUCGUGGCUUUGAACUGUCCAGUGAGAUCCCCUGCGGCUCGUUCUCUAUUGGGUGCGAGCUGCUUUCUCUGCAUGUUGCCCAGGUUCGCCACGGUGUUCGGCCGAGUGCGUUCCUGUGA
Laetiporus sulphureus 93-53 is the source of this 435-nucleotide messenger RNA. RefSeq lists its product as uncharacterized. NCBI's taxonomy places the organism in Eukaryota, Fungi, Basidiomycota, Agaricomycetes, Polyporales, Laetiporaceae. The coding region runs from base 1 to 435 and encodes 144 amino acids. The transcript has a single exon. The record is from RefSeq and is a predicted model, not a curated record.